Molecule: messenger RNA, 939 nt
Organism: Microtus ochrogaster (prairie vole)
Lineage: Eukaryota; Metazoa; Chordata; Mammalia; Rodentia; Cricetidae
Product: olfactory receptor 8B8-like
Biological process (GO): G protein-coupled receptor signaling pathway
Cellular component (GO): membrane
Molecular function (GO): olfactory receptor activity; G protein-coupled receptor activity
Source: RefSeq, a predicted model, not a curated record
AGAAACAUGGCUUCUGAAAAUGUUUCUUUAGUGACUGAAUUCAUUCUGGUAGGAUUAACAGACCAACUUGAUCUCCAAAUACCCCUGUUCUUUGUGUUUUCAGCAAUGUAUAUCGCUACUGCAUUUGGGAAUUUGUGUUUGAUAAUUCUAAUUGUACUAAAUUCACACCUUCACACCCCAAUGUACUUUUUCCUCUUUAACUUGUCCUUCAUAGACCUCUGUUAUUCUACUGUAUUCACACCAAAAAUGUUGAUGAACUUUAUAUUAAGUAAGAAUGUCAUUUCUUAUAUGGGAUGUUUGACCCAGCUCUAUUUCUUUUGUUUCUUUGUCAUUUCUGAAUGUUAUGUCCUAACAACAAUGGCCUAUGAUCGCUAUGUGGCUAUCUGUAAUCCACUCUUGUACGCUGUUGUCAUGUCCCCUAAAUUAUGUUUGAGCCUUAUGCUUUGUACAUACGCAAUGGCAUUUUCUGGUGCCAUGGCUCACACAGGAUGUAUGAUGAGACUGACCUUCUGUGAUGCAAAUACUAUCAACCAUUACUUCUGUGACAUCCUCCCUGUGAUGCAGCUCUCCUGCACCAGCACCUAUAUUAAUGAGCUUGUAGUGUUCAUUGUGGUAGGCAUAAACAUUAUUGUUCCCAGCAUCACUAUCUUUAUCUCUUAUGGCUUCAUUCUCUCCAGUAUCUUCCGUAUCAACUCUGCCGAGGGUAGGUCCAAGGCCUUCAGUACCUGCAGUUCCCACAUAAUUGCUGUUUCUCUGUUCUUUGGAUCAGGGGCAUUCAUGUAUCUUAAACCAUCUUCUUCUUCAUCUAUGGAUCAAGGAAAAACCUCUUCUGUCUUUUACACCAAUGUGGUUCCCAUGAUGAACCCCUUAAUCUACAGUUUGAGGAACAAAGAUGUAAAAAUGGCCUUGAGAAAAAAUAUGAGAAGAUGGAAAUUUUGA